CUCAUGUCCGGGUGAAGAAAAGAAAAAUCCUCCUGUUCCUGACUAUCGCUACCCCUCCACAUCCAGUGGCCAUGGUGAAGAAGCCCAACGACGUUGCCAAGGCCGCGGCGACCUCCGCCGACGCGGCAGCCAGGCCAUCCAAGGCGAAUCCGUCCACCCCUCAGUCGGUCAAGACCUCGAAGUUUAAGAAGCGGAAGGUCAAGGCCAACCGCCAGAAGCCAGCGGUCGCUGCUGCAGCUGUUGACGAUGUCGCCCCGGUAGGCGCAGGCACUGGGGAUGGCGAUGCAUCUGCAUCCGCGGUUUUACCGCAGCCAUCCAAUGUUGCUGAGGCAUCGCCUGUGGUGCAAACGCCAAAGUCGACCACUUUUGUUGAGGCGUCACCUGUGGUACAGACGCAGAAGACAGCCACUGAUGCUGAAGUACCGGUGCAUUCACCAAUGCCAGCCACUGCUGAAGCAUCAGCUUUGUCGCCAAAGCCAAAGCCAAAACCAGCUCAUGCUAAUGCUGAUGCUGCAGCUGCAAUUUCUGUCAGCAAGGGCAAGGGCGUGGGUGCUGAUAAUAGCGGGGGUGAUGGCAGAAUGAAGAGCAGAAAAGAGAGGGCUAGGAGUGGCAAGGGGAAGGAGGUUUUGGGGGAUGGAGGAAGUAAGGGAAAGGGGAAGGGGAAGGGGAAGAAGGCUGUAGGCAAGAAGGAAGAAAGGGGUGACCAUAAGGUUGCAGGGUUUAUAUUUAUGUGCAAUGCAAAGACUAAGAAGGAGUGCUACCAGAAUCGCUUGUUUGGGAUGCCUGGUGGGAAGAUUGGAAUGGUCAAGAAGAUAAGGCCAGGGGUGAAGCUGUUCCUGUAUGAUUUUGACCUCAAGCUUUUGUAUGGUGUGUACAAGGCAGCAUCACAUGGGGGGCUAAACCUUGUCCAAGGAGCAUUUAGUGGGAAGUUCCCUGCACAGGUUAAGUUUAAGAUUGAUAAAGAUUGCCGUCCUCUCCCUGAGAGUAGUCUCAAGCAAGCCAUCAAGGAAAAUUACAGUGCAAAGAGCAAAUUUGACCCAGAACUCACCACAAAACAGGUCCAAAGGUUACUUUUGCUGUUUAAGCCUCUUAGUGCACCUCAAUCUGUUCCAAAUAAUCACUUUGAAGAAAGGCGUCACUAUGAAGAACAAAGGAAGCCGUAUUAUCAUUUUGAAGAAAGGCUUCCUCUGUUGCCUAUUGAAGAAGUGCGUCAGCCACGGUUUGAUGAUGAAAGGCGCCCUGCAGUUAGACAUGUUCCUCUUGAGGAUCCAUAUAGGGCACAAGCACCACGCUUUGCUCCAGUUCCUGUUGAGUCUCAGCUUGGCCAUUCGUUGGCUAGUGCUCAGGGUGAUCAUGGCAGAUAUUAUCAACCACCAGCACUUGCGCCUGAGCCUCGACACAUUCCUCUUGUUCUAGAGCCUCGCUAUGUUCCGCCAGCCCAUGUGCCUACUGUGCCAGAGCUUCAACAUGUCCCAGCUGCAUAUUAUCGCACUUCGGCUCCAUCUGGUGAUUCAUACUAUCGGCCUGUUGAUAAUCUGGUGCCUGAGGGGUAUGCAGACAGAAUUGUGGCAAACAUAACCGCUAGAGAUCCAAUCAUUAGUGAUCACACAGCACUGCCAGUGGAAGCCUCUGCUCGACCAGACCGCUUGGAUGAUCUCUACCGGAUUCGUGGUGCUCAUGUGGAGGAGCUGUACCGUCCACGGGAAAUUGCUGAUCGUGCGGGGAUCACUGCUAGAGCAGAUCGUGUGGAGGAACUCUACCGUUAUGAUCGACUUGCUAACCGUGCUGUGGACCCCCCUCAUUCAGCCUACCUUACAACUGCUUACGAGAAUAACCCUGCUUAUGCUGAAACAAGCGUUAGGCCUAUCUCAGCAAGGGUUGGUGGCUCCGGUGCGCCAGUUUCGUCACUCUAUUCGUUUUCUGGUGGUCCAGUAUAUCGGUGAUGAGUGAUCAUGGCUAGCUCUGUUGAAAAGCCUUAGCCAGACUAAGAAGACAUGAUGUUCGUCUCUAUAACUGCAACUGCCGUUUUACCUUGGCUUCGACUCUGUAUUUUCUUAAAUAUCCUUCACUGGAUGAAUGGUACUCUUCGUUAUCAAGAAGACCUGCUGGUCUAUGCUGUUGAAUU
Zea mays is the source of this 2125-nucleotide messenger RNA. RefSeq lists its product as uncharacterized. Bases 72 to 1943 code for a protein of 623 amino acids. The transcript has 5 exons. Lineage: Eukaryota; Viridiplantae; Streptophyta; Magnoliopsida; Poales; Poaceae. The record is from RefSeq and is marked validated.